Messenger RNA from Epinephelus fuscoguttatus (brown-marbled grouper), 2680 nucleotides. RefSeq names its product carcinoembryonic antigen-related cell adhesion molecule 1-like. NCBI's taxonomy places the organism in Eukaryota, Metazoa, Chordata, Actinopteri, Perciformes, Serranidae. The record is from RefSeq and is a predicted model, not a curated record. The transcript has 11 exons. Bases 142 to 2286 code for a protein of 714 amino acids.
CACUUUGUAACUCAACACGUGGGUUGCUCUGCAUUUACUCACUCAGAAAAAUAGAGUUGCCAGACGCUCACAUUUAUUAGGACAGUCAAACUUUGAUGGUUCAACUUUCCUCAGCUGUUCACAUCUCACAACGAUCGAUUAAUGGAUAUUUUACCUUUAGUUUGUAUUGUCUCUGCGGCUUUUACAGGUUUAACCAAAGGAGCUGGUGUGUUGCCUGAUGUUCUGAAUGCAGCUGUGGGAAAGUGGGUGAUGUUCACCACAACACUGACUCCACCAGAGAAACCAUUUCUAUCACUGGGCUGGACAUUUGGUGAAAAAAAUAUAAUCACUUUCAGCGGUUUGAAUAUAACUGCACCAGAGUAUGAAGGCAGGAUCACCCUCUUCAUGUCUACUGCAUCUCUGGAGCUCAGACAUCUGACUCUUAAUGACAGUGGCGUAUACACAGUUGACAUUUUUCCACUUGGAGAGCAACAAAAGAAAGGGGAAACAAGACUGGAUGUACAUGUGCCAGUUUCCAAUGUAAUAGCAACAGCCAGCAGCACAGACUUGGUGGAGUUCAACAGCUCUGUCCGUCUGUCCUGCUCCUCCUUUGGAUCCUCUCUGUCUUUCCUCUGGCUGAACGGCAGCUCUGAGGUUACAGAAAGUGACAGAAUUCAGCUCACUGAUGGAGACGCCAAUCUCACUAUAGCUAACAUGACGCGCUACGACCAGGGACCAUUCAGGUGUCGUGCAUCCAAUCCUGUCAGUGAUGGUGACAGUAAUCCAAUAACCUUCUCCAUCAGCUAUGGCCCAGAAAAUGUUAUUUUAACAGUAUCUCCGUCACGACAACACUAUGAGGAAGGGUCAAACAUCGACCUGAUGUGCUCAGCUGACUCCAGACCUGCUGCCUUACUCCUAUGGCUUCUGAAUGGAAACCUGCUGUCUGAUACCGGACGUUAUCUAAGACUGAUGAACAUUCAGAUGAGUCAGAGUGGGAACUACAGUUGUCAGGCCUUCAACAUCAAAACUCUGAGAUAUGAAUCAUCUCCACCUGCCAUCAUCUCUGUACUGAAGAAAAUAUCUGGUGCCUCUGUCACAUCAACCAACGUGCCAAUUGAGGGGAACUCUGUCAACUUGACCUGUGACGCUGCUGGCUCUGUCUUUAGCCGAAAGUGGAUGAAGGAUGGCUCAGAUCUGAUCCUGUCUGACAACAUAAUACUUUACGAUGAGAACAGAGUGCUGUCUUUUAAGAGCCUGACCAAAAAAGACAGUGGAGAAUAUUCCUGUACAGUCAGCAACCCCGUCAGCAGUGAUGAAGCUAAAUACUCCAUGGAGGUCAACUAUGGACCAGAAAAUGUUCAAAUCACAGGUCCAAGUGAGAUACAGCUGAAUGAUAACUUAACUUUAACCUGCUCUGCUGAGUCCAGACCACCUGCCACUUACACCUGGAUACUGAAUGGGAUAAAGAUACACAAUUCUGCUGUGUUCACUAAAGACAACAUUCAACAUUCUGACAGUGGCAUCUACACCUGUGAAACGAUGAAUGACGUAACUGGAAGAAAACUGUCUGCAGACCAUGAAUUGUCUGUAACAGGUACCAGGAAAGGAGGCUGUGGGGGUGGUUGCAUUGCUGGAAUAGUCAUUGCAGUUCUAGUCGUUCUUGCAGCAGCUGGAGGUGGAGGGUACUUCUUUUAUCGAAAAAAGAUACAGAAAAGAAACUCUACCAGCAGAACAGGAGGUGAAGGGCAGGAAAACACAGGAUUCUCAGGAGGUGAAGGGCAGGAAAACACAGGAUUCUCAGGAAAUUCUAAGCAACCCUCCAUCAAACUCCUGUGUUUACCACAGCACUCAACGUCAGGCAUUGAACCAGGAAGAAGAAAUUCAGUUGACACAAUAGAGAGGAAGUGUGUCUUAACCUCAACAGAGCUCCAUUAUGUGGAGGUCAAGUUUGACAAGAUCAAAGGUGGGGCUGUCCAUCCUGGGCCACAGAAUGACACAUCAGAAUAUGUUGAGCUCCAAGUGAACAAAAGUCGUCCUAAACCGUCCUCACCUCCUUCCUAUGAUGACCAUUGGGAACGACAGAAGGGAACAGCUCCUCAGCCUCCCAAUGCCACACAAGUUCCCAGUUCAGGUUUGCGAGAAAGCAACCGCACUGGAUCUGAAGGAUCCUCUGAGGGGGUUAGACCAGAGAAUGGGGUCACAGAAUGUGAAGGAUCCUCUGAGGGGGUUAGACCAGAGAAUGGGAAGGAUUUAGGGUCACAGAAUGUGAAGGAUUCACAGAAUGUGAAGGAUCCUCUGAGGGGGUAGACCAGGGGCCAGAAGCAGCUGACUUGGUUUGUGAAAAAACCUGCACUCCUCUCUCAGUUCCUUUUAUAGGGGACUACUUUGGACUUGAGUUUAUUUAGUCACAGCACUUUAGCAGCAGUUAAUAAUCAACCAGUCUGUGACAGUUAUUGCCGUGACUGAGGUCACACAGCACAAUGCUGGCCUAUUCGCUUUCAUUCACAUAUAACAGCUUUGUUUGUCUGUGCACAGUUAAUGCAAAGCGCACAUUACAUGUGAGUGGAAAUUUUCUCUUUAAGUGUGUGUGGUUUCAUCUUUGACUCCUCGUGUGUACAGUGUGAUGCCAUUUGAGAUUACUGUUUUUCAAUUAUAGGGAUGGGAAUUGAUAGGAUUUUAUUGAUAUCAGUGCCAUUAUCGA